This is a messenger RNA of Mus caroli (Ryukyu mouse), 1585 nucleotides long. The record is from RefSeq and is a predicted model, not a curated record. NCBI's taxonomy places the organism in Eukaryota, Metazoa, Chordata, Mammalia, Rodentia, Muridae.
GGCGACUUUGCGGAUCCGGAGGCCUGUUUUUUGAUGUCCAGGUUCUUUUUUUUUUUAAUUUUUUUGGUGACCCUUAUAUGACUUUUGAGAUGAAAGGCAAGGAAGACUAGUCCUUCAGCUGAAGUCUGAGAACUGCAGGAACAUAGUCUGUAGGUGCCACAGGACUGGGCUGCUGGUCUUCUGAGCUGGGUCCUUCCCUGCCGGUGCUACCAUCUCUCUACCUCACCGUUCUCGUGGGAGCCAUGAAGCUGAACAAGAGGAGUGUGGCCCACUAUGCGCUGAGUGAUUCUCCGGCAGACCACACUGGCUUCCUGCGUAGUUGGGGAGGACCAGGUUCCCCACCCACUCCCAGUGGCACUGGCCGAAGAUACUGGUUUGUUCUCAAGGGCAAUCUGCUUUUCUCUUUCGAGAGUAGAGAGAGCAGGGUCCCGCUGAGUCUUGUGGUAUUGGAAGGCUGCACGGUGGAGCUGGCCGAGGCUCCUGUACCCGAGGAGUUCGCCUUCGCUAUUCGCUUUGAUGCCCCUGGAGUGCGCCCACACCUGCUGGCAGCAGAUGGGCAGGCUGCCCAAGAGGCAUGGGUGAAGGCACUGUCCCGAGCCAGCUUUGGCUACAUGCGACUUGUGGUGCGAGAAUUGGAGAGCCAGUUGCAGGAUGCCCGUCAGAGCCUGGCCUUGCAUCGCUGUGCAUCCCAGAGGGCUGUUGCCAGUUGUAGUAAAUCUCAGGCUCCUGACCACCGAGCUCCAGACCCUGAGAAUGGCCACUUUCUCUCCAGGGACCGCAGUUCCAUUGGUACUGUGGAAGAAAGGGGGAUCCGGCCAAUAGGUCGGGAUUUGACCGAGUGGGAGUUACAGGGCCCUGCUAGCCUCCUCCUAAGCAUGGGACAGAGCCCCGUGUCCCCUGAGAGCUCCUGUUUCUCUACCCUGCAUGACUGGUAUGGGAAGGAGAUCAUGGAGCUGAGGCGAGGGUGGCAGCAAAGGGCCAAAGGGAGCCAGCCAGAGAACAAGUCACAGAAUAGGCCCUGAGCCAGAGCCCUGUAAGCUAUGGCCCUGUCCUGCUGGUCAGGAUGCCGGGGUCAGAACAUCAGGGGUUAAAUAUUUACUCAUUUACCAGGUUACUGUGUGUGUGUUCCCCUGCUCUGUAGACUUUCUCUAGCUUCCAGAUCCUCCCUUCUCGCUGGCAUGAACUGAAGCAUCAUGACUCCCUACUUAUUUUCUGAGGUCUAGAAAGGCCAGGUGGUUGAUGGGAAGAUAAUAUAAUUCAGGAAGGGGGGCUCUGCUCUCUAGCCAUAAAGAACAACACAAGAAGUCUUGGGCAUCUCCAUGCCAGAGGUGACAGGAAGUGGCUUGAAGACUGACAUCGUUGUAGCUUGGGCAGGGCUCUCUGUAGGAGAAGGUCUUUAGGUGCUAAAGAGGGAUUUGUCCUCUCUCCCGCUGCUGCCCUGUCCAUGUAUAGUGCUGGACAUUGCCCGCAGGGAGGCAGGCAGCCUUUAAUAUAGAAGAGCUGACCUGUCGUCAUGGCCACUUGUAGGGACUCUUGUUACCUAGCCCGCUUGCUCCUAAGGCUUGUCUGCUGAGGGCUCUCAUAG